Messenger RNA from Rotaria sp. Silwood2, 423 nucleotides. The record is from the annotation of a GenBank genome assembly. Lineage: Eukaryota; Metazoa; Rotifera; Eurotatoria; Philodinida; Philodinidae.
AUGGGAAAUAGUGGUCUGUCAUCGUUAUACUUUUGGUAUAAAGUUGAUUUCACUCGUGAAACCCCAAAUGAUUUUUAUUUAAGUGGUGAUCAUGUUCAAGGUAUUAAUAAAAUAACAGCAAAUUAUAAUUAUAAUGAUUUUGACUUUAAAUACGGUCCAUUGAAUGUUGAACUGAUUGGUGAAAUUCACGAUUUCACAUCAGAUAAAGACAUAUUCGUGAAUGGUCUUCGAAGUUGCAGAUGGUCAUUCGAUAUUAUAUUAGAUUUAUUUCUUCCGCCAUCAUUACCACCUGAUGAUGAUUGUGAUCCAUGUAUUUGUUAUUAUGCUCGUGUUUAUCUUAAUCGUGCUCAUAAUGACGAUUUUCCGAGAAAACUUUCUGUUCUCAUAUUUACUCGAACUCCAAUAUCAUCUGUUACUCAAUAA